AUUAUUUUCAUACGCUAUUUCAAAGGUGAAGAAGCAAGCAAAGUUGUAGCUUAGGACCGUCAACUCGUGCAAAGAAAGGUAGUCUCUUCUUGUAAGAUUUUGUUUUGUUCUGUUCUCUUUUUUUUAUUUUAUUUUAUUUUUUUUUUUUCAACGCAGAAAUACAAUGAAUAUUCAUUAAGUUUCCAAAUCGUCAAAGCUAUCAACUUGAACGUAAUGCUCAGGGAAAUAUCUUCAGCAUAUCGAUCGCUAUGGAGAGCUGGAAUGGCCGCUGCGCUCUCAACAAAGUUUCCUGGUCAUAGAUUCGUUUAUCGAGAUCUCUUAAGAGAUGGAUUUCGAAAUCAUAGUCCAUCCUACUUUUCUGAACAGCGUGUCCUUCGAACAGUUGACUUUUUACAAGCAGCUUCGUCAAAAGGAACGCUGGAACAUAAAUUAAUGAAAAACAGAUUUCACAUUCAGAUGUUUCGAAGAAAACAGGGCAGGCGGUUGGUACACCUUUCUAAUCCAAUGGAACGAGAAUAUUUUCUCUCUGUCUACGAUAGUUACGAAGCUUGCCUCUCAAGAAUUGGCCAAAUCUAUGAUAUCUACCUAUUGUAAAUUUAGGCGGUACAAGGAAUAAGAAUGAUACGCACUUACUUUGCCUAGGCAGUUUCUCGCAUUUAUUAAAUAACAAAAGAAAAAGACCACACAGUCAUUUAACAACUAAAUUCCCUUAAUCUAACAUCUAAUAAGAAGAGAAUUAGAAUAGAAUACCCGUUCUUAUACAUACUGUACAAUAAAAUUUCGCAAUCAGGGACAGUGGACGUAAGAAAGACACGA
Messenger RNA from Schizosaccharomyces cryophilus OY26, 816 nucleotides. Its product is annotated as DUF1763 family protein. The transcript has a single exon. The record is from RefSeq and is a predicted model, not a curated record. NCBI's taxonomy places the organism in Eukaryota, Fungi, Ascomycota, Schizosaccharomycetes, Schizosaccharomycetales, Schizosaccharomycetaceae. Bases 214 to 594 code for a protein of 126 amino acids.